AUGGCUUCCGUGCGGCGAACGAAGAACUUUGCUCUGGACGGCCAGACACCAAUGUUUCUCUACUCUAUUCUCAAACAACUUGACCUCAGAUCAAUUGACUGGAACCUGGUAGCUGAGAGCCUUGACAUCUCCAACGGUCAUGCUGCACGAAUGCGAUAUAGUCGGAUGAGAACACAGUUUGAAGCAAUGUCCAAAGAUGCCAAACCGCCGAAACCGAAGAAGGACAACGAGGCCAAGGCUGCGAAAGAGAAAGCUGCAAAAAGCAAAAGAGCUCUCUUGGAAGAAGAGACUGAGCGAUUGGGGACUGGGAAACAGGCCGUGCGAGCAUCUGGGCAGGAGAACAUCCACAAAAGACCCAAGCUUGGCCAGUACGGCAGCAACCCAUGGGUCUCUACGGUCAUGCCUGGGCAACAAUACACCAACUCUUUCUGGCCUCAUCCAAAUUCAAGUAUCAAGGACGAACCAACAAACGGAAACAGCUCAAGCACGACCACCACGCCGCUCAUCAAGAAGGAUCCAGAAUUGUCAGAGACGUCCACCACCACCAAUAUCAACAUGAGCACCUCCACUGGAACUCGUAUCAAGCAGGAGAAGACUGUCAAAGAGGAGCCAAAGACCAAUGAUGUUCUCCAAGAAUCACCGCCUGUGCCAUCCAUCGAGGACAAGAACGAAGUGGCUGCGAUUGCGAUGAAGCAGGAUCCAUCGUACUCACCCACCGCCUAUUACUAUCCGAGCUAUCGAUACGGCACUGUGCCUGGCACUUACCAGCCUCAAAAUGCCGCCGGAUAUUAUCAGACGUUUCCCAUGCCCCCAGGCCCCUCUACCUACCCGAUGCAGCAAACAUAUGCCUACAAUCCAUGGAUUGCCCCGCGACAAAGCAUCAAUCCAUGGAGCCACUCUGCAAUGGGGCCCAUUGCUGCAUCAGCUGCGCCGACGGCCGUGAACGAGAAUGUGAUGGACCAUGUCUCACUCAACCCCCACGCAAGCUCGUAUGAAGAUUUGCUCAAUAUGCCACUGUACUCUGGGACGCCGCAGAACUUCCAAUUCGAUGUCGCUACCCCAGAACCUCCUGUCGAAGCUCAGACGGUAGCCGGGAACAUGGUCGACGCCCCAGCUCAGAAUGCAGUUGCUGUUACCGUUGAACCACCGUCAGCCUCGUUUGUUGGGUUACAGGCCGAGAAAGAGAAAUUUUCUUCGCCACCCGUCCGUGCUGCAAGCAAGGACGCCGCGCCAGAGAAGCCUGCUCAGCACAAUGUCGUCGAGGCCAACGCGUUCGCGGAACAGUCCAAGAAUUCGACGGAGCUUGCCUUGGUUUCGGGUGUGGGUUCUGAUGUGCGAAUCUCAGCCUAUCCCGUCGUGGCUGGGGACAGGACAAGCACCGACAAUGAGGUUGAUGCCGAACAUGAGAUUGAUGACGAGCAGACUACCCACGUCGCCACUAUUACCACCGCUACUACAACUACUCUCGUUGCUGAAGCCGACAAGGAGUCAAAGGUCGUGAUGAAACCCGUGGUGGCGGUGGCAAUCGACGUUGAAGAACCAAAGGUCGUGAUCAAAUCCGAGCCUGUUGAGAUUUUGGAUCCUUGA
Messenger RNA from Exophiala spinifera, 1587 nucleotides. RefSeq lists its product as uncharacterized. NCBI's taxonomy places the organism in Eukaryota, Fungi, Ascomycota, Eurotiomycetes, Chaetothyriales, Herpotrichiellaceae. The record is from RefSeq and is a predicted model, not a curated record. Bases 1 to 1587 code for a protein of 528 amino acids. The transcript has a single exon.